Messenger RNA from Pistacia vera, 1529 nucleotides. RefSeq names its product alpha-galactosidase-like. Gene Ontology annotation, biological process: carbohydrate metabolic process. The record is from RefSeq and is a predicted model, not a curated record. The coding region runs from base 129 to 1355 and encodes 408 amino acids. Lineage: Eukaryota; Viridiplantae; Streptophyta; Magnoliopsida; Sapindales; Anacardiaceae. Gene Ontology annotation, molecular function: hydrolase activity, hydrolyzing O-glycosyl compounds. The transcript has 14 exons.
UCAGAGUUUUAUUGAUUAAUGGGGUCAAUACAAUUUCGAUCUCGUCCUUUUCCUUCCUUUUUCUUAUUGGAUACGCUCAGCUAGAACUUCUAUACAGAGAUAGAAGUUUAUCUUGUUCUUUUAGAUAAAUGGCUUCUUCAGCGAGGAGCUUGGUGGUGGUGCUGCUAGGCUUGUGUAUGUUGAUCCUGAAUGCUGGCUAUGGCCAUGGCAGCAAGGUGGAAAUGGGAUCUUAUUCGAAGAGAAAGACUCCGAGAAAUCUCUUGGAUAAUGGACUGGGAAGAACACCACAAAUGGGAUGGAAUAGUUGGAAUCAUUUCAACUGUAAAAUUGAAGAGAAACUGAUCAGGGAAACAGCGGAUGCAAUGGUGUCAUCGGGUCUUGCUGCUGCAGGAUAUGAAUAUAUAAACUUAGAUGAUUGCUGGGCUGAACCUAAUCGAGACUCUCAGGGAAACAUGGUUCCUAAAGCAUCAACAUUUCCCUCUGGAAUCAAAGCUUUAGCAGAUUAUGUCCAUGGCAAAGGGCUAAAACUUGGAAUUUAUUCUGACGCUGGGACUCAAACGUGCAGUAAAACUAUGCCUGGAUCGUUAGGGUAUGAGGAAAAUGAUGCGAAAACCUUUGCUUCUUGGGGAAUUGACUACUUGAAGUAUGAUAAUUGCGAAAAUACGGGUACUAGUCCUAAGGAAAGGUAUCCGAUAAUGAGUAAAGCAUUAUUAGACUCAGGAAGACCCAUCUUUUUUUCACUAUGCGAAUGGGGACAAGAAGACCCUGCAACUUGGGCCCCAAAAAUUGGAAAUAGUUGGAGAACCACUGAAGAUAUUAGUGACAAUUGGGAUAGCAUGACAUCUCGUGCAGAUCAAAAUGACAAAUGGGCAUCUUAUGCUGGACCUGGAGGCUGGAAUGAUCCUGACAUGCUUGAAGUUGGAAAUGGAGGCAUGACCACUGACGAGUAUCGCUCACAUUUCAGCAUUUGGGCUCUAAUUAAGGCUCCUCUGCUAAUUGGGUGUGACAUUCGAGCAAUGAAUAACCAAACUUACGAAAUAUUAAGCAACAAAGAAGUAAUUGCAGUAAAUCAAGACAAACUUGGAGUUCAAGGGGAAAAGGUUAAGAAAGAUGGGGAUCUUGAGGUUUGGGCAGGGCCUUUGAGUGGUAAUAAAAUAGGCCUAGUACUAUGGAAUAGAGGUUCUUCGACAGCUAAUGUUACUGCUAAUUGGGCUGAUAUUGGGCUUAAUUCAUCAACUGUGGUCAAAGCAAGAGACUUGUGGGAGCAUUCAACUAAAUAUUCAAUCAAGGGAGAAUUAUCAGCUACUGUGGAAUCUCAUGCUUGUAAAAUGUAUGUCUUGACCCCAAAGCAUUGAAGCAAAAUAUGGAGAUAUAGUGUCAGUGCAUACAAAUAAAGAUUUUUGCAGUUUUUGGUAUCACUUAAUAAAAUCACAAAAUAUGUGGCUUUAUGAUUCAUGAUAUAGAUUUGGGGGAUAUUUAUACGAUAUAUUUAAUAAAUAUUUUAUAUUAUAUCUGUUAGAUGCUGUGAU